Molecule: messenger RNA, 900 nt
Organism: Coturnix japonica (Japanese quail)
Lineage: Eukaryota; Metazoa; Chordata; Aves; Galliformes; Phasianidae
Product: prolactin-releasing peptide
Molecular function (GO): hormone activity
Source: RefSeq, a predicted model, not a curated record
AGGACAUUCCCAGUGUCAGCGCCUCACAGAACCGAGUCGUGAAAUGGCUGUGAUAGGAACAUGCAGUCACAAUUGCCAUCUUCCUUCACCUUGAGAGCUUUGAUGUCCCUAUGCCCACUUUUCUCCUCACAGCCUUCCUACCACCGCUGCACCAUGUGGCAUCUGAUCCUGUGGACACUGCACCCCCAGUGGUCACCAAAGCACUUAAAGCUGGUCAUCAUCUAUGUGCUGGUGCUCUUGGUAUCGCUCAGCUUUGCUUCGAGACAGAGCAGACCUUCUAAACAUCAAAUAGACAACAGAAGCCCUGAGAUCGACCCCUUCUGGUACGUGGGACGCGGCGUUCGACCCAUUGGUCGGUUUGGGAAGAGGCAGCUGAGAGGCGGCCAUGGAAGCAUAAGGCCUGUGAGCAGGCGCCUGGAUUUCAUCCUGAACACCUUGUGGGAGCAGGAAGUGUUGGACGCAGAGGACAGUGACUGGUGAUGGCUGUGUCCUCAGGUGGUGACCUAACCUCUGCUCUUCGAAUUGCCCCUACCUUGCAUCGCAGGGCUCUGCUUUUGCCUGGCAAUCCCAUGCUGCUCCUCUCUCUGCUACUCCUGCAAAUUCCUUCAAGAAGAAACACAUUCAGGGUGCAGGUAAAAGGCAAUGUGUUGACACCAGCACUAAGUGUAACUGUGCUUUAAAAAGUGUGUAUUCUCUCUUUCAUCACCACCAUUCCCUUCACUGAGCUGCGACGAUGCUGCACACUGUAAUGUUACAUUUACCCAAAAAUCCAAAGAGCUCCAGUGCUAGGAUUUAAACUCAGCAGUGUUAGUGUACCAUGAAGUGUUCCUGUCAUGUUUUAAAGUCAAUGGCUGCUGUUAUGUGAAAAUAAAAAGCAAUGAUUGGAUGAAAGAAAAAAGG